UCUAUUUUGCGGGCAAAAUGUCGCUGUUCUUGAUUGUCAAGCUAUUUUCUCAUCGUAAUGUUCCGUUCUGGCGCAUAGUAUGUAUGAAACGCCGUGGUUUGGCGUGUGCGUUCUAUUUUAUUUUAGACAAGACUUGACGGCUGUUUAAAAAAACUUCAUGGCUCUUUGUUCGAUUUUGUUAUACCAUUGCUUAGGUUUUUCGUAAACAACACGAACAAAACAACGUGAAAAUUCAAUGAAGUGGGCGGAAAAUCGUUAUUGUAUCCAGUGAAAAACCUAGGCAUUUCAUCAAGACUACCUGAGCAUUGAACUAUAUCUCUGUAACCAAUGGAGGAAAAGAUGGACAGUGAACACAGUUACAGUGGGGAGAGCAGCAGCUCUUCCGAAUCAUCUAGCGGCAGUUCAGAGGCAGAUGACGAGGUCUUGGAGCCGGUCCGCAUCUUGGGACAGUCUCUAGAGCUUCCUCAAGAGUUGUGUGAAGACUACUCUGUUUUUAAGGAGUUUUUUUCUAUGAAAACAUGGGAUGCUUUGGAAGAUAAACAUAAAGAAGAACUAAGUAAAUACUUGCCCCAAUUUACAGAAAAUGAAGAAGAAGAGAAAGAGAAAACCAUCAAAAUGCUUUUUAAUCAUGAACCCUUUCAUUUCACAUCACCUCUUGGUGAUUUUUAUAACAAUCUAAGGCAGGGUAACUAUAGGCCAGAUAUAGCUAAAAUGAGAAAAUUUUUAAUGAAAGCUAGGGCUAAACAGCAGAAACAUAAGAUUAAGUCUUACUAUGCUAAGUUGUUACCAGAAGUGUUGAUAUCUCGUGAGCGCAUAUUAGCAGCUGCUAAAGCAGCACCACCAGGUCCCAUUCCACGUCUUCUGUUAUUACCACCAAAGCCAUCAUCAAAAAACAAUUUUAAACCUCUGUACUUGAGAGCUAAGCAGAGAUAUUUUGAAGAGCUAAAUGCUAUUAGAAGUGAGGUUGGAGGAGAAGAAUCUGAAGAUGAAAAUUACCCUGAAGGUCCUCCAGAACAAUCAACAAGAAAAAGGAAACAAGCUCAAGGCCAACCUACUGAUGGGAAUGUGUCUGGCACAUUAGGUGGUUCUGAUCAGUCAAACCUAACAUCUCUGAAGUGUUUAAAAAAUGUUUUGGCAGCUCAUAGGACAAGAAGACAGUAUAGAGAGAACCAUCCCGAACUAAACACAACAGGAAUUACAAUUGAUGACAUCAAACAGAGAGUGGCCCUUGUAAAUGGUGCUAAGAAACUUAUGUUUGGUGGACCAAAAAGUGGAUCACCAUUACAAAAGCUACGGAGAGGUCCGAAGAAAGAUAGCGGUGGUAAAAAUAAAGGACAAGAAAAAGCUUCCACUAGAAAAGCAAAGGAAGAACCGUAUGAAACAGUUGAAAAUAAACCUCUUUUGCCAAAUAUAAAGAUUAAGAGUGAAAGAGAAGAAUCUGAUUCUGAAAGUUCAUCAUUUGUAGAUCCCAUUACUAGUCCUAAAUCUUCGAAAAAGGUUGACCAUGUAGAGAUUAAACAGGAAGUUAUUGAUAAAUAUCCAAGCAGUAUGUCUAAUAUAAACUAUAGUGACACAAAAUUAGAAAGUAUAGUGAAACAAGAACCACCUGAUACAAUAAUGUCAAUGCAGAACUCUGCUAGAGGACCCAUACAUCAAGCUGUCCCAAUCAAAUUAGAGGAUUUAGAUGGAAUUGAUAUGAUGGCUCUCCCAGUAGAACUAGCAGAUGAUUCAGGAGAGGUCAUUCAAGUGGAAACCUCAACAGAGACAGUGGAGGAGACCUUAGUGGACCCUGAUGAGUCUUUGACAGAGACGACGCAUGCAAACUUUUUAUCUUUAGUGCGAGCUUUGUUCCCUGCUCGAGCGGCACAUCGAGCCUCUAAGCAACAGUUGCAUGCGCGGUGCGCUGCUGUAAUGAGGUCGCCUAUAGCUCCACUUAAUACUUGGUAUAAUUUAUCGGAUGAUUGGUGUGGAGAAUUAGAUUCCGCCCUAGAUUUCCUAGCAGGAGAAAGAGGACAACAUCCAGAUGACUAUGUACCUUAUCUACAGUUUUUACCUGAAUCACAGAUGUAUCAAUGGAUUGGUGCGGGUCGUGACUGCGAUGCCAUACUUGGGCGUCUAUGUGAGCGAUGGCUUCGAGCUGCCUCGUCACCCCCGCCUGCCAGAGAACCGCCACCGCCUAGGCAUCCUACAACAUGGUCAGUCCGUCCAGCAACUGAAUCUGAAUUGAUUGAUUUCCGCACACAAGAACGAAAACGAUUCUCAAUGGCUGCCAAACCGUUUACUUAUAUUCAGUACGGGUACCGUUCAGUAGUGGGUCCGGUGGUGCGUGGGUCGGGCGGCGGGGGCGCGGUGCUGGUGAGCUCGCGGCCGCGCCACGCCGCGCUGCCCGCGCUGGUGCGGGACGCACUCGCGCGACUGCCCAACGGGGAGGGCACCAGGCACCAUGUACUCACCUUGUUGAGAAUGUCACAAUGGGUAGCGCCAUGCAGUGAUCAAACCCUGCUUAGCGCAGUUUCUUCAGUAUUAGAUAGACUUCUGUCAGCCAAACGUGAUCCGGUUGUCAAGUACGACCAACGAACUGCCGUAUGGACAUAUCUCCAUAGGCAUAGGAGUGAAGAAGACUGGUUAAAGAUAUCGAGUGGUAGGUCGCGGAAUAGUAAAAUGAAUUCCAUGUUAUUGUCCCCGCUACCUUCCACGUCGAACCCUCCGCUGCCGGUCAGGACAACUCCUCUGUCCACGUCCAAAGAACCGCACCAUACACCACCACACGCGCACUUGGAGUUAGAAGUGGGUAGUGUUGAAGAAGUAGUUGAGAAUGCAUCCGACAGUGAUGUGGACGUGGAUGAUAGUGGGCAGUCGUCUUCAGUCCCACACUUGUCCUCCGCUCAGCUACUUAUGCAAGCUACCCAAGCUUCGCAAGGCAAGCAAGUUACAUUGCCACCCAAACCGAAAGGCAAACUCGUCGCCGCACCCCCGCCGAAGGCUAAGGCACACGUAGUCCCGAAACCUGCUUCAGUGAAACAACCUGCCAAGCAACAAUCUGCUCUAAUGGCUCAGUCAGCAAAACAGGCAAAUCUACUCGCACAAGCUGUACGGCAGAGCAAUGUGAAUCAAGCUAAACAAACCACCAUUAUACAACCACCGAAGCCACCUGUACCGCAGUCGCCGAAACAAACGAAUGUACCACCACAAACGUCGAAACCAGCAAACGUUACCCAGGCUACUAAGCAAGCGGUUAUAUCUCAAGUAAUCAAACCAACCAUAGUGAAGCAAGCCACUGCUCAGCCCAAGCCACAGACUCCGACUGCCCCGGCGACUCAAUCUCCCAAACAGGUUCAACCUCAACAGACCAAACAGAUUAUUGUUAGUCAAACUUCAAGUCUCUCAGGACAGCUGUCGAAAUCAUUGCCUUCUGUAGUGGCACCACCCAGUAAGUCGCCUCUGGUUAAACAAAGGCCGCUACAGAAAGUGGAAGGGUCGCAAUCUCAGGUUAUAAACACUACGGCAAGUCAAUCAAAUUUACAAACUACAACUGUGGUGCAACCAUCAAGUACAGCUACUGUACAAGUUCUUCAAAAUAAGGUCACUCCAGGCACCCGGUCUCUAUUGAUAAGACCGACUGCAGUUCAAACUACCGUCACCGCAGUAGCAACCACGCCUGUUACUCAGGUAACACCUACUUCUAGACGCGGUGUAGUCAGAGUGUUGAGUCCAGCAACACCGGCAUCAGGAAAGUCCCUCAUAUCGCCGAGAGCUUUAAUGCAACAAGGUGCCACUGCCGUCAAGAAAAGAACACCAGCACCAAAUACUGUGUCUGUCACUACUGUUGCGCAGAGUACAGGUGGGGUGACGGCAGUUGUGAGCAGUGUGCCCACGGUGGUGACGUCGUCCGUAACUACUCGCACGGUACAGCUAGCUGGUGGGCGUACCGUACAACUUGCGGGCGGGCAGUCCGUGCAGCUCGCUGGAGGACAGUCUGUGCAGCUCGCAGGGGGGCAGGGCGUGCAGCUGGCGAGCGGGCAGGGCGUGCAGCUGGCGAGCGGGCAGGGCGUGCAGCUGGCGGGCGGGGCGGGCGUGCAGCUGGCGGGCGGGGCGGGCGUGCUGCAGCUGUCGGCGGUGCGGCUGGCGGGCGGGCACACGGUGCAGCUGGCGGGCGGCCACACGGUGCAGCUGGGCGCGCCGCUGCGCGUGCAGCCCGCCGCCACCAAGAGCCCCACGCCGCGCCCGCACCACGCCGCCGCCGCCCUCAAGGCCGUGCCCACCACCCAGCCCGUCCAGAUCCCCGUGUCCACCGUGCAGUUAGCGGGGCAGACCGUUCAGAUCGCCGGCCAGACGGUUCAGUUAGCUGGCCAAAGUGUUCAAUUGACCGGUCACACCGUCAAAUUACCCAGCGGACAAAGUGUUCAAGUAGCUAGUCAGAGUGUAUUGCCGUCGCAGAGUGUUCAACUGCCCAGUGGCCAGACCGUCCAAAUAGCUAGUGGAAAUGUUCAAACUGUUCAAUUGAGUGGAUCGAACGUUCAAUUAUCUGGCCAAAGUGUUCAAAUGCCGAGCGGACAAACUGUUCAAUUAGGAUCCCAAACAGUGCAAUUAAGUGGGCAAACAGUGCAACUAGCCGGUCAAUCAGUUCAAUUACCGAGUGGACAGACAUUGCAACUAUCUAGUGGACAGACUGUUCAGUUAUCCAGUGGGCAAACAUUGCAGUUGGCGAGUGGGCAAACUGUGCAGCUUGCUAAUCAAACACCGAAGUCAAUAGCUCAGGUCGUUCGAAGUCAGGCUACUGGCGACAAGACAACUAGUGGGCAGCCAAUAGUGGCUAAACUAUUGACCAAUGCACAGGGUCAGAUGCUGUCCCUGGAGGGCGUGGGUGGCGGGGCGCGAACGGUGCAGGUGUCGGGUGGGGUCCGCGCGCGGGGCGCCGUGCGGGUACUGUCCCCCGCCACACGACUCGCCCGCCCAUUACUGCUCACCUCCGCCAAACCACUGCAUAAUAUUAUAUUACAGCAAAGUGAUGGCAACACUAUCAGAGUAACGUCGAGUGGUACUGUCUCAUCGUCACAAACAUUAGUAUUAAGUAAUAUUGGUGCUCAAACAGUUACAACGUCGUCGACCUCUGCGCCCGUCUUAAAAUUGCAACAGGUGAAUCCAAUACAACAGGUUAAACUCGCGCAAGGGAUAAAAAUUCAACAGGCUGUGACAAGUGCUGCGGCAACGACAUCUAGCGGUGUUCGCAGCGUACUAAUGGACGGGCAACAAUUAAAGUUGGUGGGAGGGCGCCACGUUCUCGCAAGGAUACUCAGGCCUGCCCAUCCACCCCAGUAACUUUAUACGAAUUACUACACGGUAACAUAAAUGAAGGAUUACUUCUCAGAGGCCUGUUCCAUCACUAUCAUGUAAAUAGAUAGUUCAUAUGAAUUACUUUAUAUAUUUAAUGUGGUAGAUUUUGGUUUUCCAAAGUAUGGGAAACCGGCCAUAAAUAUUGAAAGGCUGAAACAAGAUAAUGGUAAUCAAAUUUACGUCGAAAUUCCAUUGUUAGGUUAUGGUCUCGGUACUAAAAUUGACCGGUCAUUCAUUGAUCUGAUAACUGAUUGAUGACUAGCUUAUGUGUUGUAAAUAGUUGUAGUUUCUUUAGUACUGAACCGCGUUUAAAUUUUGAGAUGAAUUAGGAAAAUUUUCAAUAAAAGUACGAUCGAUAUAUUCAGAUUGUUACCAAAUCUAAAUUUGUACAUAAUACAAUACAAAGCUUGAAUACGCCUAUUACACAUAUAUCUAUUAUAAUAUUUUAAUUUUAUAUAUUUAGAAACGAAAUUUAGUUAAAUUUAAUUUCCUUAUAAAGGGUAUUGUACAAAAUAUAGUAUUGUAGUAAUAAUUGGUUGUAAAGUUCAAGUUGAGAAUAUUUUUAUAAAGAUGAAGAAAUGAAUUGAUUAUAUAAAAUUCGUUAUUUAUUUUGAACUAACGAAAGUAUUUAUCAGUUUGUAACCGAUGUAAGUUAAAAUAUUGUAAAUAACUAAUUAUAAGGUUUUAUUGGGGAACAUUAAUUUGAUUAUGUUAAUUUAUUGUUUGUAUAUACCUAGAGGACAAAGUGUACGUCAGGAUAUUGAUGAUACGAGAAAAUCUUUUGUCUAUGUAACUGUAUAUAAUUUACUUCUAAUAUCCGUCUCCCUUACGAGUUUAGUAGGUUUCACAAGUCUAUAUAUUACUAUUACUAUUGACAAUUAUUCCCAUAUUGUCGAAAGAUCUUGAUUGCAAUAUAUUUUGAUACUUACAAUGUAAUAUCUUGUUUAUGUGUUCCUUUUCUCUUUUUGUCAAUAUUGGGGCUGAGACUUUGAUCCCCUUAUCUAAAGUGACAUAAGUCAAUUGCUCCAAUGAGUAAAACUUGUUUGUAAUACUAUAAAAAGCAAUUUAAUGUAUGUUGUAGUUUUUAAUAUUUAACGUUAGGUUCGUAUUACACAGUUUUUCACUGGUAGAACGAAAUAAACUUGUGUAUAUAAUUUCUGGUAUUUUAAUUUAAAAUGAUGUAAGUUUACCUGUUUUUACGUUAGUAUAUUCUAAUCAGUGGAUGGUACAGUUUCAGUAGUUGAAACAAAAGGCAUUUCAUUGUAUAACUUACCUUUUUGAAGUUUUGUUAUUUGACUCCAUAUAAAUCUUGAUAAAUA
This is a messenger RNA of Spodoptera exigua (beet armyworm), 6653 nucleotides long. The record is from the annotation of a GenBank genome assembly. NCBI's taxonomy places the organism in Eukaryota, Metazoa, Arthropoda, Insecta, Lepidoptera, Noctuidae.